Messenger RNA from Ramularia collo-cygni, 1488 nucleotides. RefSeq names its product related to transporter (major facilitator superfamily). Gene Ontology annotation, cellular component: membrane. Bases 1 to 1488 code for a protein of 495 amino acids. The transcript has 12 exons. Lineage: Eukaryota; Fungi; Ascomycota; Dothideomycetes; Mycosphaerellales; Mycosphaerellaceae. Gene Ontology annotation, biological process: carbohydrate transport; transmembrane transport. The record is from RefSeq and is a predicted model, not a curated record. Gene Ontology annotation, molecular function: carbohydrate:proton symporter activity.
AUGCGAAGCUGUUAUGGACGUGGAGCUCCUCUCCGAGGCGGCAUCUAUGUUGCAUGUUUGUCUGCUUUCCUGUUCUUUGGCUAUGAUCAAGGUGUACUCUCCGGACUUCUCCAAAACCCACACUUUCGAGAACAAUUCAACGAUCCAGACGAUGUCACUACCGGCAUCACCGUCGCGAGCUAUUGUCUAGGCUGCCUCGUGGGCUGCCUCUUGAGCUUCUUGCUCGGAGAUAUCAUUGGAAGACGGAAAUCGAUAUGGCUUGCCAUGGGACUGAUUGUUGUCGGGGCAUCUCUACAGGCAUCCGCAUUCUCGCUCGCACACCUCAUCGUUGGACGCGUGAUUACUGGUUUUGGAACUGGCAUUGAUAGUUCCACCAUUCCCAUGUACCAAUCCGAACUGGCCAAGAAGGAGAACCGUGGCAGAUUGGUAUCGUGGGAGAUCUUCUUUAUCGGCAUUGGGAUCGUCACUGCCUACUGGGUUGACUACGGGUUUUCAUACGUCGACAGCGACGUAGCCUGGCGCACACCAAUUGCCCUGCAACUGAUCUUCGCCAUUGUGGUCAUCUUCGUAGUCUGGGGUCUCCCUGAGUCUCCCCGAUGGCUAGCCAAGCGUGGUCGCGAGGCAGAAGCACAGGAGGUCAUCUGCGCAGUCUUCGAUCUCCAACCAGACGAUCCUUAUGUCUUGGAAGAAAUGGCCGCCAUUCGAGCCGCCGUCGCUCUCGAGCAGCGCGAGGGUACCAAAGGAUACAGCGCACUAAUCAAGCCUGACAUCCUCAAGACUCGGCGAAGAGUGAUGCUCGCAUGGGUUUCGCUGUUCAUGAACCAGUUGAGCGGAAUCAACCUUGUUGUGUACUACAUGCCGACUGUCCUAAGGACGAACGUCGGUCUGAGCCCAAACACCUCUUUGCUCAUGGCUGGAUUCGUCAAUUUGAUGUUCCCUAUCGGUAACCUGGCACCAGCUUUCGCGCUCGAUAGAAUGGGACGGAGACCGACUAUGAUGUAUGGAUGUGCGGCACUCAGCUUCUGCAUGGUCAUGAUUACUAUCCUCCUGUCCUUCGGCACAAAGGGUCCUUCUUCAGCUGCGAUUGGAUUCUUCUUCCUGUAUAUGUUGAUCUUCGGCGGAACCGUGAAUGUCGUUCCUUGGGUGUAUGGACCAGAGAUUCUUCCACUCGAAGCUCGAACCCGCGGUACAGCCAUCAGUGUCUCCGCGCAUUGGCUCUGGAACUUCUUCAUCGUCAUGAUCUCACCUGUCCUCAUCAACCGAAUCGGAUUCCAUACCUACAUCAUCUUUGCACUUCUUCUCGCCAUUUUCGUCCCAAUCGUAUACUUCUACUUCCCAGAGACCUCGAACAUCAGCCUGGAGGACAUCGACAAGAUUUUCCUUCCCGCUCAUUUGGAAGAGUACGCUACUCGUAACUCUUACGAUGGAGCAUCAGACUCUAGUAAGAACGAUAAGAAUGAAGUUCGUCAAGUCGAAAAGACUGUAUGA